AUGGGAGGUUUCGAACAGGGCAUGGAUAUCUAUCAAAGCGUAAAGGAUAGAAGAAUUUUAUCAGAUGUUGUAGUUGCAGCUGCCCUGGUGUAUAGCCAAAUUCCACACCCUUUGUCAGCAUCCUCUCUGCCUGUGCCAAACUGGGAGCUUUGGAACAGUGUGCGGAUAUCCAUAGUCAGAUGUAGUUGCAACUUGCCUGGUACACCAAAUAUGGAAGCAUUGACAAAAAUGCCUGAAAGAAACGUGGUUUCAUGGACUGCAACGAUUGCAGGAUACGUACAGAAUGGAUUUGUUGAAACUUUCAAGCAAUUGCAAUUGCCAGGUGUAAAGCCAAAUUCCGCAACCUUUGCCAGCAUCCUUUCUGCUUAUGCCAAGCCAAAAUGGGAGCUGUGGAACAGGUCUUUUUCAAACACUUCAGGCGACUUCAAUCUCCUGUCAUUUUUCUUUUACCAGAGUUCUUUUAUUGACCCUAAUGGUAACAAUUUGUUUCUUGGGUUUUCUGAAAAAGCAUUAGUGGUUUUUGGCCAAAUGCUGGUGGCAGGCUUGAAACCCCAUCGAUUUACAUUUUGGGUUGUUGUACCUGCAUGUUCCUUAUUGUCUUUCGUGGCAGAGGGCGUGGCAAUUCACGGUGAAGUAAUAAGAAGAUAUAGGCACAAUGGAUUGGCGGAGGACACUAGGGAGCUCUUCAAACAAAUGCAAUUGACAGGGCUAAAGCCUGAUGAGAAAAGUUAA
Messenger RNA from Cryptomeria japonica (Japanese cedar), 732 nucleotides. RefSeq names its product pentatricopeptide repeat-containing protein At2g13600-like. The record is from RefSeq and is a predicted model, not a curated record. Bases 1 to 732 code for a protein of 243 amino acids. Gene Ontology annotation, biological process: RNA modification. The transcript is spliced from 6 exons. NCBI's taxonomy places the organism in Eukaryota, Viridiplantae, Streptophyta, Pinopsida, Cupressales, Cupressaceae. Gene Ontology annotation, molecular function: RNA binding; protein binding.